Wyeomyia smithii (pitcher-plant mosquito) is the source of this 3696-nucleotide messenger RNA. Its product is annotated as vesicle-fusing ATPase 1. The coding region runs from base 361 to 2604 and encodes 747 amino acids. Gene Ontology annotation, molecular function: ATP binding; ATP hydrolysis activity. The transcript is spliced from 10 exons. Gene Ontology annotation, cellular component: Golgi stack. The record is from RefSeq and is a predicted model, not a curated record. Lineage: Eukaryota; Metazoa; Arthropoda; Insecta; Diptera; Culicidae. Gene Ontology annotation, biological process: intra-Golgi vesicle-mediated transport; Golgi to plasma membrane protein transport; SNARE complex disassembly.
AUGAAAUCCUUAAAAACAGCAUAGUGUAACGUAAUAAUAUAUCCGUGAAAUCCAGACGUGCGCAUUGACUCUUCGUAUUCAGUUAUUCAGUGUUGAAAAGGAAUCGCUCGGUGUCUGGGUUUCAUCGAUGCACAAUUAACUUGAAUACCAUUAAGAAUAUACAGUUCUGUUGUAACUAGUAAUCAAUAAAAAUACAUAAAUACUCAUCAUCGUCAUCUGAUACCUUAGUUAAGUUCAGCGAAAGAUUCUUUCGUGGUUAUCUGGUUACGUUAGUGAAUCACAAGAUUAUCGAUUUUUCUUGCUGCAGCAAAUUCAGAGAAAUAUUUGAAUUUAAUUUCGUUUAGAAAUUUUCUGAGUACGAUGGCUGUUAUGAUGAAAGCAAUAAAGUGUCCCACGGACGAAUUAUCGCUUAAAAACAGGGCCAUCGUGAACAGUACAGAUUUUCCAGAGGAUAUCAAGUACAUUGAUGUUUCUACUGCUCCUGGACAACAUUUUGUGUUUUCUGUGGAACGAUGCCCAGACAUACCUAAUUAUUGUAUAGGAUUCUCUCUCUUGCAGCGCAAGUGGGCAACUUUGUCAAUUAAUCAGGACAUAUCGGUGAAACCGUUUCAGUUUGAUCGCUCCUCUGAGAUUUUGUGUAGCGUGUGUAUUGAAGUUGAUUUUUUGCAAAAGAAAACUACUACUCUGGAACCGUACGAUAGUGAUCAGAUGGCCAAAGAUUUUAUUUUACAAUUUUCCGGUCUUGCGCUGACUGUUGGACAGCCAUUAGUUUUUAGCUUUGCUGAUAAAAAACUUCUCUGUCUUUGCAUUAAAUCAAUGGAAGCUAUUGAUGCUAACACUAGCAUGCAAGGAAGCAAAGCAGAACCAAAGAAAACCAAUUUUGGCCGACUGCUUGGAAAUACAACUGUAACAUUCGAAAAAAUGGAGAACUCUUCAAUCAAUUUAGUGGGCAAGGCUAAAGGGAAAAUUGUCAGACAAUCGAUCAUCAAUCCGGACUGGGAUUUUGGUAAAAUGGGAAUCGGUGGCUUGGACAAUGAAUUCAAUGCUAUUUUCCGACGUGCUUUUGCAUCUCGAGUGUUUCCUCCGGAAAUUGUUGAACAACUGGGAUGUAAGCAUGUAAAAGGCAUUUUACUAUACGGUCCCCCGGGAACCGGUAAAACACUGAUGGCACGUCAAAUUGGUAACAUGUUGAAUGCUCGCGAACCGAAAAUUGUAAACGGACCACAAAUUUUGGAUAAAUAUGUUGGUGAAUCUGAGGCUAACAUUCGACGACUGUUUGCAGAUGCUGAAGAGGAAGAAAAAAGGUUGGGUCCUAACAGUGGCUUGCACAUCAUCAUCUUUGAUGAAAUUGAUGCCAUAUGUAAAGCUCGCGGUAGCGUUGGAGGCAACAGUGGUGUUCAUGAUACCGUUGUUAACCAGCUUCUGGCUAAAAUUGAUGGCGUCGAACAGCUAAACAAUAUUUUGGUGAUCGGUAUGACCAAUCGACGAGAUAUGAUUGAUGAAGCUCUCUUGCGUCCAGGGCGAUUGGAGGUUCAAAUGGAAAUCAGUCUUCCAAACGAGAAUGGACGAGUUCAGAUCCUGAACAUUCAUACAAAACGUAUGAGAGAUUUCAAAAAAGUUGCCCCGGAUGUGGAUAACAAAGAACUAGCCUCCUUGACGAAGAACUUUAGUGGUGCUGAGUUGGAGGGUUUGGUUCGUGCUGCGCAAUCAACUGCUAUGAAUCGACUAAUUAAGGCCGCUUCCAAAGUAGAAGUUGACCCUGAGGCUAUGGAAAAGCUCAUGGUUAAUCGCAAUGAUUUUCUCCAUGCACUAGAGAAUGACAUCAAACCGGCUUUUGGAACCGCACAAGAGGCGUUGGAAAACUAUCUCUCUCGAGGAAUCAUCAAUUGGGGUUUGCCAGUUGCGCAUGUACUACAGGAUGGUGCCCUGUAUACGCAGCAAGCUCGGGCUGCCGAAGGUACCGGUUUGGUCUCAGUUCUGCUGGAAGGGCCACCGAAUUCUGGAAAAACUGCAUUGGCAGCUCAACUUGCAAAAAUGUCCGAUUUCCCGUUCGUAAAGGUUUGUACACCAGACGAAAUGGUUGGAUUCACGGAAAAUGCAAAAUGCUUACAAAUUCGAAAGUUCUUCGAUGAUGCCUAUCGCUCUACAUUGAGUUGUAUUUUGGUGGAUAAUAUCGAACGGCUGUUAGACUACGGUCCAAUCGGACCACGAUAUUCAAACUUGACUCUACAAGCUCUUCUUGUUCUACUUAAAAAACAACCACCGCGAGGAAAAAAGCUACUGAUUCUGUGCACUUCAAGCCGAAGACAAGUCCUGGAGGACAUGGAGAUGUUAUCUGCAUUUACAGCAGUUUUACAUGUACCGAAUCUCUCACAACCCGAGCAUAUUUUAUCGGUUUUGGAAGGAUUUGAUGAUGUUUUCACCAAACAGGAGUUAUCAGUAAUUUAUAAACGAAUGAAGGGUCAUAAAGUGUUCGUGGGUAUUAAAAAAUUGCUUGAUCUAAUAGAAUUGUCCAGACAAACCGAUCCGCAACAGCGCGCCAAUAAGUUCCUUUCCAAGUUGGAAGAAGAGGGAGCGCUCGAUGCAGGAACAUCCAUACACUAACUUAUAACUGGAGGGUAGCUAUGGACUCUAAGUAUUACAUCUUUCAAUGACAUAUUUUAAGAAAAAUGUAUGACAGCCCUUAUAAAGGUAUAAAAAAACAAGGUGAAAUAUUAAUGAUUGGUUGUCAACCGCUAAACAAUAUGUUUAUUCUAUGGGCAUUGUUCACAACAAUGCAUUUAUGAACAUGCUAAAAUACCAUCAAUUAUACAACUAUUAUUCUAUACACAAAAAGGCAUACGUAUUUACAAGUUUUCUUCUACGCUAGGAUAAAAGUUAUUCGACGAAACCAUACUAGAGAUAAUUUGCUUAUAUUUGAAGAAACAUCGUUUCUCAACCAUAUGGCAACGGUUCUAAAGUCAGUUUGAAUGAUAAAAAUGCAAUAAUUGUAGGUAUGCAACAAAUGUCUGUUAAUGGUAUUGCAAUGGUAUUUCAUAGCGUCUACCGAAAUACCUUACAACAGUUAGGUAUCUCUUGUUAAUUUUUCUAUCGUUUGUGAUUUUUGGAUUAUGAAACUUAAUGAGACCAUUAAGUUUCAUAAUCCAAGCUAAUAUCUAGGCUAAAAUUAUUUGUUAUUUCGUUGUAAAGUAACGAGAACAUAAGUUAGUGAAUAAUAAUCUAAUGCGCUUUAUGUCUAAGUUACCCUUCUCUAUUAAUAAGCAUAUAAAUUAGUCAAUAAGUAUAUACAUUAAUCGGUCUAUUAUUUCUCUUUUAUACUGUCGCCCAAAUUUCAACUGUGAAUCGAAGAUAGAUGAUGGUUUAUUAGUUCGAAAUUAUUUAUAUUGAGCAUGUGAUUUUAACGAAUAUCAUCAUUAGCAAAAAUAUUGUGUUACAGUCCUUGUUAUGCACAUUCCUUAUUUGUCAUUCGACAUGUGGUACGAACAUUUUCCAGCGCAAGAUCAGAAGUAACAUUAAAGCAGGUGUAACGAAAAAUAAAAUCGAAACUAAUCCAGAUUUUUUGGUUUUGUGUUGUAACAUUGCAAAUAUAUAGUAUAGUGUAUGUCGCUAUAAUUAAAUAGAUGAGAUUGAGGUUAAAAUUGAGGAAUAUUGAAAUAUUACAAUUAUAAUAAAUUGUUAUCAAGUAUAAUAUCGAAA